UGUGUGUGUGUGUGAGAGAGAGUGUGUGAGUUACAUUGUCUUGUUUCCAGCACUACUGUGACGAAGUGUGUUAAGAGAUCAGAGAACGGUCUCUCGUUCUCUCUCUCUCUCUCUCUCUUUCUCUCUCUCGUUCUCUGUCUCAGAAACAAACAGAGGUGAGAUCAGAGGGCUGAGAGCGACAGCGGCCCACCACCACUGUGACGAAACUCCCUAUCACACACACACACACACACACAGCGAAGACACUCCACCAGAGCCAUGCCAUACGUUCAGCGGGCUGCCAUAGCUUUUAUCUCCGUGGACGGCUGAACGGUCGUGUCCGAUUAUAAUCAUAAGGACCGCCGAUAUACAAGUUCUCCCCCUCCCUCCAGAGGAACCAUCAUGUCUGCACCUCUUCAUCUUAACCACUAGAGGUCCCUCUAUCCCAGCGCACAACACACACCGAAAGACCCGAGACCGUCCCCAUGGCUGACAGAGACCGCCCCCAUGGUGAACAGAGACCGCCUCCAUGGCCACCGGAGACCAUUCCCAUGGUGACCAGAACGCAGCUCCAGCCCGCGAGCCCCCAUAAUUAUCAGGAUCUGUUGCUCCAGCAUCAUGCCCACCUCUCCCGUCACUUCCACCCCAGCAUUGGGAGCCCCGGUUUGGGCCGUGCAACCUGCCAUUACCCCCCAGAGCCCCAGGCAUCCCUGGAGCCUUUUGAAGGAGCAGCUGGGACUGGCCACCCCGAUUCAAGCCCCUAUUCUGGGGGCAGCAAAGAUAGUUACAUGGGUGGGGAGGUUGAAAGAGGAGGUUUUGUAGACACCAUCGGCUAUGACGUAGCCAUGGCUAAUAACUACAAUGGUUUCAAUGGUAGAGGCAGUGACCUUGUAGCCCAGAAAGCUAACUAUGGCACUAGGAGGAUGGAGGAUGAUGGGUUGGGCUUAGGGGAUGAUAGUGGGAGUGGUCAUGCGGAACAACAGAAAGCAGUCUAUGGUAGGCCCAGUAGUGGGAGAAUGGAUGACGGUUUGGGUGUGAGGGAUAAUUUCGGAGGUGGUGACAACAAUGGGGAUUUUGAAGGUCAGAGUCUUUGCUUUGACGCCCAGAGGGAUGAGUGCUGCGAUGGUGAUGACAGCAGUGCUGGAGGUAGUGGUGGUGAUUUGUACCGCAGAACCGACGACAGCCAAAACAGGGAUGACGUCUUUCACAGAAUGGACGACGUUUCUAGAGGGGAUAAUGUAUUUUAUGGUAACAGGUGUGAGGAGAAAACAGAUAAGGGCUCCGAUAGAGAUUAUCUAUUUCACAGAACAGAUGACGGCCGUGACAGGGAGGAUGUCUUCUACAGCAGGGAAUAUGAGGAUACUGGAGAUGGUUUAAGUGGUUAUUUUAAAGGCACCACCAGCCAUGUUGAUAGAGAUGAUCAUCUCUAUAAUGGAUGCACUAACUCUGCCAAUAAAGUGGAGUCUUUUAGUAGGGAUGAGAGUUUAAGAACGGACGAUUUGGGAAGUGAGGAUGAUUUCAGGGGCAACGGCACAGCAAAGAAAGAUAGCUUGAGAAAGAUAAUUGAUUUUAGAGGGUGUGAGGAAUUUGCUGAUAGAAGGAUCAGACUGGCUUCUCCAGAGGCCCAGAUGAAGCCUGGGUGUUGGGUGAGUCCCUCGCCCCCAGAUCAGGAUGCCAUAGUUGGGGUGGGCAGUGAGAGAGCUGGUGGGUACCGACAGGACUGGGCCUCAACGCACUCCUACUCCCAGACAGUAGGUGGGGCAAGUGGUGGUCGUGGGUACCAGCAGAAACUUGACUCCUUUUCGGAGGCAUUCUGCUUCAGACGCAACAUCGCCAGUAAAAUCAUUUCAAAUGGGAGUUCCGGAAUGGUGAACCUUGGAUUCGCAGCGCAGCCGAGCACACUGUGGAUAAAAAACAACAAUUACGAUUUGCUCACGGACUCUUCCACCAUCCCUUCUCCUCCUCCCCCUCAUCCCUUCCCCCUAGUUCUCAGUCCUCCUCCCACACCCCUGCCCGCUCCCUCCCUCUCCCCUCCAAAACUCACCCCACCCCCAUCUCUCGGAAGCUCUGGACUCCCCCAGUCCUCUGGGGGUGGCGGCGUUGGAACGGUCCAGUUCUACCCUCCCUCCCUCCAACAGAUCCACUCCUCACACCCCUCUGCCCACAUGUGGAAACUCCCACUUUCUCAUUGGCUGCAGCAGUCAGGUGACGUCGGCGUUCUAGAGGGCAAUGUAAACUUUGACCCCUUGAGCUCCAACUAUGUGUCCUGUGAGGAGGCAGAGAUAAUUGGGAGACCGGGAAAGACUCUGCACCACGGUCUCGAGACUCUGGCGGAAGCCUCUGUCAUCCCCUGUUCCCCCCUCCAGCCCUCCUCUCCAUCCCGGCCCCCCAGUGGCCCCCAGCCGAACGGUGUACUUCCUCUAGUGUUGUAUCGAGGAACUCCUUACCCCAGUCCGCUCCUGUCCCAGAGGCGGAGAGGGCAGAGUGGGGCGGAGUGGUUUGGGAGGGGUGCCCACUACACCCCUCUCCCAAUGCUAAACCCUCAACGCAGGAGCACUGGGCUCCUCUCCUCCCUCCUUGCUCCUUCUGGGAGACGAGGCAUGGAAGGGACAGACGAAGAGGAGGGGUGUCCUAUUCUUCCCUGCAUUAACGUGGGUCCAGGAUUCCAGGCUGAGUUGCCAUCCUGUCAAAGGAGGAGGGAGGGAUCAGGGGCGUGGCUGGAUGAAUCUUCACCCAAUGAGGAGUUAAUGUGGAAGCCAUGGGAGGGCCUUGAGAAGAGUUCUGUUAUUCAGAAGCAAGCAGAGGCUGUGUUGUCGGUAUGCAGUUCCAGCUGUCUUCCUGGAGGUGGCAGCAACACGGAACUGGCCCUUCACUGUCUCUAUCGCUGCCAUGGAGACGUACUGGCCACACUGGAGAAGCUGCUCUUCUCUAACCCAUCAUCUGCGGGAGACUACAAUUACGCUGGAAGUGAUGUAUGGUCGCAGACUGAGAGGUCUCUGUUCAGUAAAGCAUUCACGACCCAUGGCAAAGACUUCAACCUCAUUCAGCGAAUGGUGCAGACUAAGUGUGUGUCUCAAUGUGUCGAGUUCUACUACCUCUCCAAGAGACUAGGGGACAAGCAGAGGAAACAGAGGGAGGAGGAACAAGGGAUGGAGGGACAGAGAAGUGUGGUCUCUCUCUCUAAUUCAAUGGAGGGGAUGGUUCCAGCUCCGUCACUGGCUAUGAACUUCCCUUGUAAGCAGUGUGGAAAGAUGUUCUACAAGAUAAAGAGUCGCAACGCCCACAUGAAGAUCCAUAGGCAGCAGCAGGACGACUGGAGAAACCCUGGCCAUGGGCACAACCUAGCCAUGAACCUCCCCUCCAAUCGGGGCACCAAUCUACCCCAUCCCCUGGCUUCAGGCCUGGCCUACCUUCCAGGCCCCAUCACCACCACCAACAACAACAGCCAGCAGGGUGGUCACACUGUUGUCAACAACAAGAGCUUCCUGAGCAUCCCCAGCACCAACAUCGUAACCAAUAGCAACAGUGUCACUCUCAUUGACUCCACCCCUAUCCAGAGAGGGCCUGCCCCCCUUCUUUCUCUCCACCAAUCCUGGAAUUUGUUUCACGGGAACUCUGACCCUGCACAGGUGUUCUACUAUGACCCAGAAGUGUAAGGGGCCCUGGGGGUCAGAGGGGGAGGGGUUAAAUAUUGCUGCAGUAGCAUUUUAGAAUUAGAAAGAAUAGAACCGAUUGAUCUGGAAUUCUAAUGCUGUGUUUCAAACUAUUUUUGUUUUUUAAAAGGCAUUUGAUGAAGACAUGAAGAUGUGUACAGUUUUUGUAUCAAGCAGGCUAUUUAAAUGCUUUGAAGUU
This is a messenger RNA of Esox lucius (northern pike), 3831 nucleotides long. RefSeq lists its product as uncharacterized. Gene Ontology annotation, molecular function: transcription corepressor activity. The coding region runs from base 465 to 3635 and encodes 1056 amino acids. The record is from RefSeq and is a predicted model, not a curated record. The transcript is spliced from 11 exons. Lineage: Eukaryota; Metazoa; Chordata; Actinopteri; Esociformes; Esocidae. Gene Ontology annotation, cellular component: transcription regulator complex; histone deacetylase complex. Gene Ontology annotation, biological process: negative regulation of DNA-templated transcription; regulation of transcription by RNA polymerase II.